Solanum pennellii is the source of this 2128-nucleotide messenger RNA. RefSeq names its product calcium-dependent protein kinase 1. Gene Ontology annotation, biological process: intracellular signal transduction; protein autophosphorylation; peptidyl-serine phosphorylation. Lineage: Eukaryota; Viridiplantae; Streptophyta; Magnoliopsida; Solanales; Solanaceae. The coding region runs from base 114 to 1664 and encodes 516 amino acids. Gene Ontology annotation, molecular function: calcium ion binding; calcium-dependent protein serine/threonine kinase activity; ATP binding. Gene Ontology annotation, cellular component: nucleus; cytoplasm. The transcript is spliced from 8 exons. The record is from RefSeq and is a predicted model, not a curated record.
GUUAAUUUUGUCAUUUCAUCCCAUAAGUAAAAUGUUGAGUCUUCAGACCACAGGCCAUAAAUAUCUCACAGUUUGACUGAAAAGUCCUCACAAACUCCAAAAAAAAAGAAAAAAUGGGCAACUGUAACAGCUUAUCUUCCGACCAAGCCACCACCACUUCCGGCGGCGGCGGGGGCGGCGGCGCCACUUCAACGCCGUCGACCACGGGUAUCAGAAUCAUCCCUUCCUCACAACCACCACCUCCACGACCACUCUCCGGCAUCGGCCGUGUUCUCGGCCGGCCAAUGGAGGAUGUCCGGUCCAUCUACAUUUUCGGCGGCGAACUCGGCCGGGGUCAAUUCGGAGUCACCUACUUAGUUACUAACAAAAAAACGCGCCAGCAGUUCGCGUGCAAGUCAAUCGCUACACGAAAACUCAUCAACAAGGACGAUGUCGACGACGUCCGCCGUGAAGUUCAGAUCAUGCAUCACCUUACCGGUCACCGGAAUAUCGUUGAGCUUAAAGGAACUUUCGAGGAUAAACACCAUGUUCAUCUCGUCAUGGAACUUUGUGCCGGCGGCGAGCUUUUUGACCGGAUAAUUGCUAAAGGACACUAUUCCGAGCGAGCUGCUGCUGGAGUUUGCCGGCAGAUGGUAACUGUUGUUCACAAUUGUCAUUCUAUGGGAGUUAUGCAUAGGGAUUUAAAACCUGAAAAUUUCCUUUUUUUGAGCUCCGAUGAAAGUUCACCAUUAAAGGCUACUGAUUUUGGACUAUCAGUCUUUUUCAAACCAGGUGAUGUGUUCAAAGACCUGGUUGGUAGUGCAUAUUAUGUUGCUCCAGAAGUUUUGCGCCGAGAAUAUGGACCUGAAGCUGAUAUUUGGAGUGCUGGAGUUAUUCUGUACAUUCUACUCAGUGGUGUUCCACCAUUUUAUGGAGAGAAUGAUCAGAGUAUCUUUGAUGCCGUUCUUCGAGGUCAUCUUGAUUUUUCAUCUGAUCCUUGGCCUUCAGUAUCGAGUAGCGCUAAAGAUCUUGUUAAGAAGAUGCUGCGAUCUGAUCCUAGAGAGAGGAUUUCUGCAGCUGAAGUCCUAAAUCAUCCAUGGAUGAGAGAAGAUGGUGAUGCAUCUGACAAACCUCUUGACAUUGCUGUCUUAUCUAGAAUGAAACAAUUCCGUGCUAUGAACAAGCUGAAGAAAGUAGCACUGAAGGUAAUUGCUGAAAAUCUUUCUGAAGAAGAAAUCAUUGGCUUGAAGGAAAUGUUCAAAUCUAUAGACACAGAUGACAGUGGGACAAUUACAUUUGAAGAAUUGAAAGCUGGUCUUACAAAAAUGGGUACAAAGCUUUCAGAGUCAGAAGUCAGGCAGUUGAUGGAAGCGGCUGAUGUUGAUGGAAAUGGAACAAUUGAUUAUCUUGAGUUCAUAACAGCUACGAUGCACAUGAAUCGCAUGGAAAGAGAAGAUCACUUGUACAAAGCCUUUGAGUAUUUUGACAAGGAUAAGAGCGGGUAUAUUACGAUGGAAGAAUUGGAGCAUGCGCUGAAGGAAUACAACAUUACUGAUGACAAAACAAUAAAAGAGAUCAUUGCUGAAGUUGACACAGACAAUGAUGGAAGAAUCAAUUACGAUGAGUUCGCUGCCAUGAUGAGGAAAGGUAAUCCAGAUUUUGUCAACAAUAGGCGCCGCAGAUGAAACACACACGAAACUCAUAAAGCACACCAUUUGAUUAGCACUGCUGCUCCAGUGAGUUUUUUUUACCAUUGGAACCUCUAUAAAGAUCCAAUUGAUGUUCCCUGUUUUAGCUAUCUGGGAUUGUGAGAGUUUUGGCUCUUCAUUCAUAUCAAACAAAAGAAGUUUCGACUUUUUGGUUAAUUGGCGGUACGAGUUCCUUGUUUGGAUUGAGGUUCUGAUUUGGUGACUGGUUCAAAUCUGACAAAAGUAUUUAAUGUAUAGUAUACAAUUGAUAAUGCUGAUGGUAUUGCUACUUUGGUUCAUACUUCAGCCUCUUUGAAACAAAUGAAGAAAAGUCCAUUUCCCCUCAUGUCAUGUGUGCUUUUGAGCAUUGUGUUUUUGUUCUGGAAAAAGCAAUAAUUUUGUUAAGGAAUGUAUUUGUUGUCCCAUAUUUGGUAACAAUAGUUUAUCUCCAAUUAUGGGUA